AUGGGUGGCGGAGGAGUUAUGAAGACGCUGGCGAACGUUGCCGGAAUCUCUAACAUGCUGAACGAUUGCUCCGCCAGCAUAGCCAGGUUGGGCUCAAGGGGCGCGCCAGCGGUGGUGUCGGCUGCAGGGGUCUCAGCUAAAACCGCCGUGGUGGCGCCGCUGCAAACAGACGACUGGGAUUUCGCCGGCGACGGCGUUUUGGUCAUGGCGGCCGGUGAGCCAAUGCCGAGAGUUGUGUUCGGCGCUGUGCCCACCAUUAAGGAAGCCAAAGACGCGACAAACGAAUUGAAAGGCGCUAUUGAUGAAAUAUACUUUUCUUCCGUCUCAUCUCAAUGUGAUGGCUCAUCCAAUCCUCCAGUUCCAGUAGCUUUUCAAUUGCUGAGUACAAGUGCUAUGGCCCAGAAUGUCGUGGCUUCCCUUGUGUCUGACCAGAAUAUAUGGAAUGGAGUCAUGCAAAAUCCUGUGUUUAAUAAUUACUGCCAAUCUUGCCAGACAGUAGAAGAAUUAACAAACUUGGCUGCACCUUCUGAAAAUGAUGAAGCUUGCUAUGCAUCUAGUGAAGCUGUGGAAACAUUUGAAAAAGAGGAAGCUGCGUCUGAUUCGGAAAAAGGUGGACAUGCAGUUGAUGCUUCUGAUGCGGUGGAAACUCCCGAAAAUGUGGAAGCGGUUUCUCUCUCCGGAGAAGGUUUUUUAAUGUGUCUCUGGAAGAAUUUAAAGCGUAGAGUUAUUAAAACAUUUUCUGCUAAAAUGCGUCCUCUUAAGAAUAUGAUGCAUACAGUUACUGAAAAAAUAAGCAGCUUGUUAAAUUACCUUCAGAACAUAUUUGCAACACUUGAGAAAAAGAAUCCGUUUGCUGAUGCUGAUGGAAGUUCCAAAGCUGGAAACUUAUUGGGAUUGGCUUUGAUAGUGGUAUUCAUGGUCCUGCUGAAGCGAUUGAAGUAGUCUACGCAAAAUUAAGGCUUUUUAAAGUUGGGAGUUUAAGUAUGAAUUACAUUUGAGCUUUUUAAUUAUUUUAAAAGUUUGUAGCUAAGUGUGAAAUACAU
Molecule: messenger RNA, 1043 nt
Organism: Gastrolobium bilobum
Lineage: Eukaryota; Viridiplantae; Streptophyta; Magnoliopsida; Fabales; Fabaceae
Exons: 5
Coding region: 1-942 (313 amino acids)
Source: RefSeq, a predicted model, not a curated record